AUGCCUGAACUCAGCACGGCGACCUGGCGCUAUCUAGGAUUGGGCGUGGCAGCAUCCUACGCUGGCCUUGGGAUUUUUCAAGCUGUACAGCCGCAUGCCAUUAGCCCGCAAGUCGACGCCAGGCAGCAGGUCGGCUGGCUGAUGAACCUCAUCGCCGCUCGAGACCUUAGCAUAGCCGCUAUAUUGUUCAGUUUCGCAUAUCGAGGAAAGACGCAAGAGUUGGGGACGGUUAUUCUCGGAGGAAUGAUUAUAUGCGCCGCCGAUACAAUAGCCGUAGGGAAGAGGAAAGGCCCAGCUGCAUUUGCAUACUGUAGUACUGCUGGCCACUGGGGCUAG
Molecule: messenger RNA, 336 nt
Organism: Truncatella angustata
Lineage: Eukaryota; Fungi; Ascomycota; Sordariomycetes; Amphisphaeriales; Sporocadaceae
Exons: 3
Coding region: 1-336 (111 amino acids)
Source: RefSeq, a predicted model, not a curated record